Messenger RNA from Penaeus vannamei (Pacific white shrimp), 885 nucleotides. Lineage: Eukaryota; Metazoa; Arthropoda; Malacostraca; Decapoda; Penaeidae. The record is from RefSeq and is a predicted model, not a curated record.
AUGUUGCUCCUGCUGCCGAGGUACGGCGAGUUGCUCCUGCUGCCCAGGAGGUGCGGCGAGGUGCUCCUGCUGCCCAGGCGGUGCAGGUUGCACCUGCUGCAGAGGCGGUGCAGGAAAUUGCCCGACUGUACGGGGGUCCCGCUCAUUGACGUCGACUCCUUCCUUCGCUCCGAGGUGACUAAGCUCGGCGAGGGGGCUUACGCACGGGUGUACGAUGUGAGUCGACCCGGCUUGCCUCCUGUGUGCAUGAAGCUGUACAAGAGACAGCAGGCCACUGAUCACGAGGACGAGGCCGAGAGGCUGCACGCCCUGAGGAACGUUCCAGGACUUCCCAAGCUGGUGGGGCUGUCCCUCGCCCCCGCCGCGGUGGUGAUGACCUGCCACGGAACGCGGGACCUGCACUCGUGGCUCUGCACGCGCUUCAACAUGGAGGAGUACCUGAAGAUGCUCCUGUCCCUCAGCACCACCUUGCUCGCUCUCCACACCGAGGGCUUCACGCACAACGACUUAAAGACCGACAACGUGAUCAUCGACGAGCGCAACGUGCCGACCCUGAUCGACGUGGGUCUCGUGUCCCGCAAGUGCGCCCGCCCCUAUAAAUGUAAUUCGGACAAGGACGUGGGCGAGCUCGAGAGCAGGCGCGCGAAGAGACACGGCCACUUGGCCCCCGAGAUCUUCCGCGGAGGAAAAGCUCGUCCCAGCGCCGACGUUUACUCCUUCGGCAGGAUCCUGUUCGUAGCUUCCUUGAUGACGUUCCACGAAUUCGUCCCCGAAAUCGCUUUCCUCAUGGCGGCGUGCAAGGAGGUCGAGCCGCGGAAGCGCCCGACCUUCCGCGAGAUCAUCGAGCUCCUCGCCAGCUUGAUCGAGCGGCGCGCGCAGGAAUGA